UUUCACAAUGUCUAUCCCCAAGAAGAACAAGAUCAUCAAGAAGGAAAAAAAAUCUGAUCAGAGAUAUGUCUCCACAUUAUUGUUGCCCGUAACAAACUUCCCUCUUCGGGCUGAUCCUGCUCUUCGUGAGCAUUUGUUCCGCCAACGAUGCACAACCGAUCUCUAUUCUUGGCAACGUGAACAUAAUAACUCGAGUGGAGACUUGUUCGUCCUCCAUGAUGGUCCCCCUUAUGCUAAUGGUCGUCCUCACCUUGGCCAUGCUCUCAACAAAAUGAUUAAAGAUUUUAUUAAUCGUCAGCGAGUCAUGAAGGGGAUUAAAGUCGACUUCCGCCCUGGUUGGGAUUGUCAUGGAUUACCUAUUGAAUUAAAGGCUUUGGCAGGACUCAAAGUCAAAAACCUAUCCAACCUGAGUCCUAAUCAGAUUCGUAAGGCGGCUCAAGCAACAGCUCAAUAUGCAGUGAAUGAACAACAAACUGAGUUCGCAACCUAUGCAGUAAUAGGCGAUUGGGAGAAUGGUUACAAGACUAUGGACAAGGAUUAUGAGGCUCGUCAACUCACUGUUUUCUUGGAGAUGAUGAAGAAGGGUCUUAUUUAUCGUGCUUACAAACCUGUCUAUUGGGCACCUUCUACCAAAACUGCGCUCGCUGAAUUGGAACUCAUUAUUAAGGAGAAUCAUCAAAGUCAAUCUGUUUGGGUUGCUUUCCAUAUCGUUCAGCCUUCUCCAGCACUCGCAGUUACAUUACCAUUAUCAACGUCAUUACAGGCUGUAGUAUGGACAAUAGCCCCCUGGACAUUGGUGGCCAACAGAUGUAUUGCUGUUCAUCCCAAAGCAAAGUACACAGUGUUCAGGAACAACAAAUCAUCCAAUGCUAAUGAUAAUCUCGUCUACCUGGCCGCCACUGAUCGCAUGGAGGAAAUGGAGAAAUGUUUUGCUUCCAAGGACGGCGAUGUUAAUAAUAAUAACAACAGCAAUAGUAAUAAUCUGGAGUGUCUCGGUCAAGUCAAUGGCGAGGAACUCGUUGGGACUCGAUAUCAUCACCCUCUGACAAAUGAAACAUUAUCUUUUAUUGCUGCAAACUAUGUUGCAUCUGACACUGGAUCCGGUCUAGUCCAUGUUGCACCGGGUCAUAGCAUGGAUGAUUAUAGAGCCUGCUUUCCUUUAGGGAUCGAACCUUUUUCUCCUGUUAACAACGUAGGGAAAUUUACUGCAGAGGCGGGUCCAGAACUGGAGGGGCUUGAUGUUCAGACGGAGGGGACUACUAAAGUUUUGAAGCUCCUAAUGGCUAAAGGCAGAUUAAUCUAUGAGCAAGCUUACGUACACAAAUAUCCGUAUGAUUGGCGCACCAAUAAGCCAGUUAUCCUUCGUGCUGCCUCUCAGUGGUUUGUUAAUGUUAGUUCAUUCAAGGAGGAUGCACUGAGGGCGAUCAAGAGCGUUCAUAUUAUACCAGAGAGAGCAAGGCGUCGCCUCGAGGGCUUUGUGCGCUCCCGCUCGGAUUGGUGCAUCUCUCGUCAGCGUUCUUGGGGUGUUCCUAUUCCAGUGUUUUAUGAGGACGAGACAGAUGUGCCUUUGUUGACGAGGGUAUCAGUACAGCAUGUGAUCGAUAUUGUCAAGGAACAUGGGACAGAUGCUUGGUGGAAUAUGACCACUGAAGAGUUGCUUGCACCCGAGUACAGGAACAAUGGAAAGAAGUAUUGUCGAGGGAAUGAUACCAUGGAUGUCUGGUUCGACAGUGGUACGAGCUGGACCAUGAUUGAGGAAAUGGCGUCACGUCAACAUCUUCCUUUUGUGGCGGAUGUGUACUGUGAAGGCACUGAUCAGCACCAUGGAUGGUUCCAAUCAUCUCUUUUGACCUCAGUGGCAUUGACAGGCAAGGCCCCUUAUGGAACUCUGAUCACACACGGAUUUUUGCUGGAUGAGAAUGGUGUAAAGCAAGGAAAGUCUCUUGGAAAUACAGUGGAUCCAGCCAUGAUUAUUAAGGGUGGCAAGGAUCUGGAGAAGGAUCCAGCCUAUGGAACAGAUCUACUGCGCUUGUGGGCAGCCUCAUCUGAAUAUACAAGGGAUAUCGCCAUAGGAAAAUCCAUUUUGAACCAAGUUGCUGGAGCUGUGCGCAAGUUCCGGUCCACAGCUCGGUUUAUGCUUGGGAACCUUAAUGGUUUCAACGAAUCGGAGGCUGUAGGCUAUGAGGAUCUGAGUCGUCUUGACAAGUUCAUGCUUUCGGAGGUCUAUCAUUUCUGUAAGAACGUUAAUGCUGGUUAUGAUGAGUACAUGUUCAACAAAGUGUAUGGUCAGCUGCAAUACUUUAGUAGCACAAUCCUUUCAUCUUUUUAUUUGGACAUCGUCAAAGAUACUUUGUACUCAGAGGCGGAAAACAGUUUGAAGCGCCGUGCAGUUCAGACAGUGCUCUUCCAUACCUUGACUGCUUUCAUAAAAAGCAUUGCUCCACUAGCACCCUAUUUUGCUGAAGAAGUCUAUGAGCAUUAUCGUGGUUGUUUUACCAAUCCUCAACCUAGUGUGUUCCGUGUUGGCUGGUUAGAAGCUCCAGAAUCAUGGAGCAAUACUACACUUCGUGAAGAGUUCCGGGUGGUGAAACAGCUUCGUGUUGAGGUCAAUCGGUUGCUUGAGCGGGCUCGAGUUGCUAGAAUGAUCGGGCCUUCAUUGGAGGCCAUCGUUGAGAUUUGGUUGCCUGCUGCAGAGGAUACUAAGGCGGAGCAGCAAGAGCAACAGCAAGAACAAUCGCAGCAACAGCAAGAAGAUGUACUAGGUCAUAUAGUCAAAACAUAUGCAGCCGAUUUGGCAAGGAUCUUCAUCACAUCGGGUGUUACCAUUUUUAGUGGUAAUGAAAGUGCAUGUGAUGAGACAACUACGACUCCCGUUUUUGCGACAGCAACAACUCAUGUCGACGAAAAAUCCUUUGCUAGAAACGUAGUUCUAGCCAACACUGGAUCAUGUCGUCUUGUAGUGCGCAAGGCCGUACUGCACAAGUGUCCACGCUGCUGGACCUAUACAUCUACAACAGAGGAUACGCUUUGUGCUCGUUGUAUCCGUGUUGUAUCUUUAGAGAAAUAGAUUUAUUAAAGAUUUAAAAAAAGGGUUUUUUACAUCUCCCUGGAAUGCUUUUUCCCUUUU
This is a messenger RNA of Lobosporangium transversale, 3127 nucleotides long. Its product is annotated as isoleucyl-tRNA synthetase. Gene Ontology annotation, cellular component: cytosol. The transcript has 5 exons. Gene Ontology annotation, biological process: isoleucyl-tRNA aminoacylation. NCBI's taxonomy places the organism in Eukaryota, Fungi, Mortierellomycota, Mortierellomycetes, Mortierellales, Mortierellaceae. The record is from RefSeq and is a predicted model, not a curated record. Gene Ontology annotation, molecular function: isoleucine-tRNA ligase activity; ATP binding; aminoacyl-tRNA deacylase activity. Bases 8 to 3067 code for a protein of 1019 amino acids.